AUGGGAUCGUUGUGUAACAAUACAUUCCUGUUGCAGCAGGAUAUCAGCUCGACACCUGGAGCCCCUUCGCCGCGGGCAGCGCACAGCUGCGACGUGGUAGGUCAGGUCUUGGUAUUUUUUGGGGGUUGGGCUGGCAAGCACGCGCUUUCUGAUGCUUAUGCAUUCCACACCGUCAAACGUCGUUGGAUACGAUUGACUCUUUGUGUGGAGGAGACUUCGAUCUCUUCUGGUUCUAGCAAGAAGAAAACGAUGUUCACCUUAUCGUCACUGACACGCAAUAAUCAUGCCUCCGCAGUGUACGGCGGUGAGCUGUUUAUUCAUGGUGGCCAUGACGGCACAUCAUGGCUAAUGGAUAUGUUUGCAGUGGACGUGUCUACCCUGAAUGAUGUAUUUGAUCACGUCGACCCCGACGUUCCCGUUGAGGCGCAGGUGCGUUACAUCGCUUGCGGUGGCAGGGUCCCAAGCAAGCGAGCGUGUCACACGCUUACACGCGUUGAUGAUCUGUUUUACAGUUUUGGUGGUUACGACGGCACUCAGUGCUUUAACGACCUAGAGUGCUUUGAUCCGGUUACCGCAACAUGGACGCGUUUGAGCAAACCUUACGGAAAGAAACCUCAACCACGCAAUGCACAUGUAAUGGUGACCGACGGUAAACUGCUGUACAUGAACGGUGGUCAUUCAGGUCGUACGCACUUUGACGACAUCUACACUUAUAACAUUUCUACUCACACAUGGACUCGAGUUGAAUAUUCAGGUGACGUCUCCCCUUUGGCAGUUCGAGGCCAUUCCGCAUGUUACCUCAACCAUGAGAUAUACGUGUUCGGUGGUUACAACGGGGAAGCCGUUUUUAACUCAUUAUUCGUGUUUAACCCGCGCUCAUGUACAUGGCGCAAACAGGCUCUCGUGCCAGACACCACUCCUCUUUCACGUCGUCAGCGGAAUUCACUAGUGGAGCUGAAUGGAACAAUGUACCUUUUCGGAGGAUUCAACGGAAGAGAAUGGUUGAACGAUUUGCACCUCAUCGAGUACCGGUCGGAGUGCACUAGGUCGUUCGACCCUAUUUUAUCGUCACUGGCUGAGAACAUCAGUGUUUUCUUGGCUAACCCGAAGUAUUCAGAUGUAUCUAUUUCCGUCGCUGGCAAGGAUAUUCCUGCCCACAAGGUAAUCUUAUGUGCGAAUUCCAAGUACUUCGACGAUAUUUUAAGCCAGGAGGACCCUCCUGAUGUGAUUGAGCUUUGCGGUUGGUCUUUGGAUGCGGUGAUGAAAAUGAUUGAGUUCAUGUAUUCAUCUCGUAUUCGCGAUUUCCACAGCCACACACACUUUAAGCUCUGUGAGAUCAUGGGUCUGGCUGAUGCCUGCGCAUUGGAUAACCUGAAGAACAUGUGCCAGGAGGUGUUGGUGCGCAAGAUGGACAUAGACAACGUAUGUUACAUGCUAAAGUACUCGAAGUUGUACAAUGCUGAUUUGAUGCGUCAACACUGUUUUAACUUCAUCUCUGAGCACGCGGCCGACGUGAUGCGAACUCCCGCCUUCGAGGAGCUUUCCUCUGUACCGUCGCUCGUUAUGGAGUUGGCUAAGCUUUCUGUGAAGAAUUAA
Messenger RNA from Babesia sp. Xinjiang, 1596 nucleotides. RefSeq names its product Leucine-zipper-like transcriptional regulator 1. The transcript has a single exon. The record is from RefSeq and is a predicted model, not a curated record. Gene Ontology annotation, cellular component: Golgi apparatus. The coding region runs from base 1 to 1596 and encodes 531 amino acids. Lineage: Eukaryota; Apicomplexa; Aconoidasida; Piroplasmida; Babesiidae. Gene Ontology annotation, molecular function: protein binding.